Messenger RNA from Drosophila eugracilis, 354 nucleotides. RefSeq lists its product as uncharacterized. Lineage: Eukaryota; Metazoa; Arthropoda; Insecta; Diptera; Drosophilidae. The record is from RefSeq and is a predicted model, not a curated record. Bases 7 to 354 code for a protein of 115 amino acids. The transcript has 2 exons.
UUAGAGAUGUCCAACCUGUGUGGACUAUGGCUGCUGGCACUUUCGUUGUUUGUGGAAGUCAUUUCCUACUCUAUACAAUUUGGCAUUAUGCACUCCCUAGCCGUUCCUGUUUAUGAAAUUGAAGUGUACUCCAGUGAAUCGCAUGAUUAUAUAGAUGUGAAGUACAAGCAAAAGGCUAGCUUGUAUUUCAAUAUAAACGUAAUUUUUGUAAUCGAUGAAAAUGAAAUGGAAUGGAAAGGCCAGGCAUCAAUUCUCACUGGCGGAAUUGGUUACAACUUCACCACCGUACGAUUAACGUAUGUGCAGCCAGAAGUGUCAAAAGUCACAGUGCUUAUCUACGGGCUUCCCAGGUAG